Messenger RNA from Prunus mume (Japanese apricot), 2424 nucleotides. The record is from RefSeq and is a predicted model, not a curated record. Lineage: Eukaryota; Viridiplantae; Streptophyta; Magnoliopsida; Rosales; Rosaceae.
UCUGUCUCAGCGUUCUGCAUUUUUGUGAACAAACCCCCCUGCUUUUCUCUCCACACCCCAAAAACCCACUCUCCAUACCCCAAAAACCCUCGGUCCAAGACUGAAAAUUCCCAUAUGGACACUCGCCGACCUCCGCGCACGGUCAGCGACCCGAAGGUCCGACAAGUGGGGUUCUUCUCCUCGCCCGAGCCCAUCGCCGCCUCCUCUCCUCCGGUCUCUCACAUCUCCCCCUCCGGUAACUCACUCUCUCCGGUUAUGAUCCCCCCGCCACGUCACUCCGAUGCUCCCCGUCCGGUUCCCUUUCCUGCGGUCCCCGCCUCUCCGGUCCGCCGAGACUCCAUACCCGCCGGGAGUUACAACAACUCUUCUGAUUUCUUCCCCGCCUCGCCUCCUACGGCGUCGUCCUCGUACGGAAUGGUGAUGGGCAGUGGUGAGUUCCUGAACGACGUCGUUAUGUCGCCGGGUCGAGCACUCAGGGGCAAUUCGGUAAGAGCGGCUGCGGGCAUAACGACGUCGUCUUCGUUUCCUGUCCCUGGCGGGGGCUUCGAUCUGACGGCUGCCGUGAAGGCGAGUAGUGUUCCCGCGAGUGGCUUAACGACGGUCUCCGUGGUCAAGAUGCCCAUUGCUGGUAUUUCUGAGAAAGGUAGAGGUGCAUCAGUGGAAGCGCAGAGCGAGCGAGAUGGGAAUUCGAAGCCUCUCAAAGAGAAAACCACAAAAGCCGAAAGGCGGGCUCUUCAAGAAGCUCAAAGAGCAGCUAAGGCCGCACAAUUAGCCGACGGAAGUAAAACACCUUCUGUUGCUGCUACUGUUACUGCUUCUACUUCGGCAGCAGCGAAUGUGAAACCGUCCAAGGCCACGAAACUCGUGUCACAAACAUCUGUGGCGGCUUCCGAGAAGAAGGGUGGUGGUGAACGCCUGCCGGAGAAAGAAAGAAAGAAGGAAGUUCCUCAUCCACGAAUGCAAUAUGAUGAUACCAGUCGUGUAGAGAAGGCGAAAAGGCGUUCAGUGGUCAAGCAAACUGAGGCCAGGAAUAGGGUUGAGCUGUUCAGGCAUUUGCCUCAAUACGAGCAUGGAACCCAGCUUCCUGAUCUCGAGUCUAAGUUUUUCCAACUUGACCCCGUGCACCCUGCUGUUUAUAAGGUUGGGUUACAGUAUUUAUCAGGAGAUAUAUCUGGUGGGAAUGCUCGUUGUAUAGCCAUGCUUCUAGCAUUUCAAGAGGCCAUUAAAGACUAUUCAACACCACCUGAGAAAAACCUCAGUAGGGAUUUGACAGCAAAAAUAAGUAGUUAUGUUUCAUUUUUUAUCGAGUGCAGGCCGCUUUCAGUCACCAUGGGGAAUGCAAUUCGGUUUCUGAAGAGCCGAAUUGCCAAGUUACCUUUGUCUAUGUCUGAGUCAGAAGCAAAAGCAUCUCUCCAGUCAGAUAUUGAACGGUUCAUAACGGAGAAGAUCAUACUUGCAGAUAAGGUGAUUGUAAAGCAUGCAGUUAGCAAAAUCAGGGAUGGUGAUGUUCUUCUAACGUAUGGGUCAUCCUCUGCAGUUGAAAUGUUACUGUUACAUGCCCAUGAGCUUGGCAAACAGUUUCGUGUUGUGGUGGUAGAUUCUCGUCCAAAGCUUGAAGGCCAGCGUUUACUUCGUAGGUUGGUGGGAAAGGGCCUCAGCUGUACUUACACUCAUAUAAAUGCUGCUUCCUAUAUCAUGCACGAAGUUACUCGAGUUUUUCUUGGUGCUUCUUCAGUGCUGUCUAAUGGAACAGUUUACUCAAGGGUUGGGACUGCCUGUGUUGCUAUGGUAGCUCAUGCAUUCCGUGUACCCGUGUUAGUAUGUUGUGAGGCAUAUAAAUUUCAUGAAAGGGUACAGCUUGAUUCUAUAUGCUCCAACGAGCUUGGUGAUCCAGAUGCCAUUUCAAAGAUUCCUGGCAGGGAGGAAAUCUAUUUGGAUGGUCAAACUAAUUGUGAAAAUCUUCAACCCCUAAAUCUGAUUUAUGACGCACUUCCUUCAGAUUAUGUUUCAAUGAUAAUCACGGAUUAUGGCAUGGUUCCACCCACAAGUGUGCCUGUCAUUGUGCGCGAAUACCGAAGAGAACACUUAUGGAUGUGAUCAUGAAAAUGCCUCCUCAGAAGUGGAUCGUGAUUCGUGAGGCUUCUCCAAAAUUUUGUGUGCAUGCUGAAAUCAAUGAUUCAGUGUCAGCAGCAUUUAACAGACGAUAAGAGUCUAAGACUAGAGCCAGAAGUUUCUUUUUAGCUUUUGAUCUCUCACUGGAUUGAGACAAUUUCUUUUUUCUUCUUUGGCCAUAGAUUGAGAUACAAGUUAGACGCUUAAGUUCUUGUGACAGAAGUUUUGUAUGCUGUACUUGCGUGUAUAUGCACCAUGCUUUGCUUUCGCUGGGAUUAUUAUGGGAUGCAUACUCAUGGGUUCCAUCUUUUA